AUUCCAAAGCGAUUAAAAACAGCGGGCAUUAUUUAUAUUACAAAAUCCACAUUAUUCGGUUAAAUGCAAACAUUAUUAAAAUGAUACACGAUGUUUUACUCACAUGCUUAACCCUGAGCCGCAAAGGAAUAAGCAUUAGGAGCUUUCUUGACUCGAAUGUCGUGGAUGAAUUUUUACAUCCCUGUGAGCAUCAGAUUUUUGACGAUAUUCUAAAAAUCUUAAAUUAUCUGAAUGAAGUUGUACGAUUUGCCAAAUACUUUGGAGGCAUCAAUCCGAAUGAUAUCUCUGACUUUAAGGAAGUGGACGAAUACUCAUCUGGUUAUUAUUUGAAGAACUUUGCCAAAGGUAUCGAAAGUGCGCUCGAAGACUAUUACAAUGACAUAGUACGUCUAGAAACUAAUUACGCAAAGAAUAAAACAAACUCCCUUAUAUACAUUUUUAAUACCUUGGAAUCGCAAUUACCUCUUAUACUUUUUCUGCGCAAACUUAUUACUGAUGCUAGAAUGCAGAAACUUCAUGGUUGUGGAUUGCUUCAAAACCUGCACCAACAAUAUGAUCAAGGCAUUGUUCAGAUGGACCACAUACUUGCCAAAAUUGUCAAGCCCGUCAAAUUGGUUUUCUACUCACAUUUGGCGCACUGGUUGCUAUUGGGAAUGAUUGAUGAUAAGCACACUGAGUUCUUCAUAAGCUUUAGGCAAUCUGGUGAAAAUGGAACUAAGAAUUCAUCAAACAGCUCUUAUCUGUCGUCAGUAGCCGAAGAUGAUAUAUGGCAGUAUGAAAUUAAUAUGGCUCAAUUGCCCAGAUUUAUGUCAACUGCCUUAGCCGAAAAAGUAUUAUUUGUCGGUCAAACGGUACUCGUUUUUAAAAUGGACCGAAAUAAACAUAAAACUGACACUUGGACUUUGAAAACGCACGGAACAUUCUGCGAUGAUGUCAGUGAACUUUGGGAUGGUAAAGAAGCUGAAUUCUCUAAAAUGAUUGAGGAUCUAAAUGACAAUGAUAAGAUCGAUAUUCUGCGCUUAGAAAGUGUUAUUAACGAGAUCAAGAAAUACGUUAGUCAGCGUCUGUCUGAUAUUGCAAUCAUUGAAGAUGAUUUGGAUCGUCAAAUGGGUUUGAUAAAAGACUUUUACUUGUUGGGACGUGGUGAAUUUUAUUUAGAAUUCUUGCGACAGCUUCACGGUAGUUCUGAUGACAAUUCUGAUACUAAUGCAAGAAACUUUACCAGAGCUUUUGAGAUUGCGUCCAACGUAUUGGGAAUCGUCGAUGAGUUGGAGAACUUUUCACUGAGUGUGCAAAAAACCAGCAUUAACUUAGAACAGAGCUUCGAAUUUGGUAUAUGGCAAAAUCUUCAUCUAAAAUACAUAUACAAGUGGCCAUUGAAUUUGUUGUUUUCGCCAAUUACGGUUGAACGAUACAACAAUGUGUUCCGCUUUCUGUUAAUUGUCCGUAAGCUUCAAUACGAUCUACAGCUUGUAUGGGCUCGUCACAAAUGGGUCGCUAAAAUGGGAACACCAGUCCAUGUGCGGAUUAUGAAUUUCCGUAAUCACUUAACAUUCUUUAUGGAUAAUUUACAGUAUUACAUACAAGUAGACGUUCUCGAAAGUCAAUUCAGUAUACUUAUGAAUGUAAUUAAAAGUAAAGCUGAUUUUGAAGAGAUUCAAAGAGCUCACUCAGUCUUUUUGGCCAAUGUACUGUCACAGUGCUUUCUACUGUCCGAUUUGAUCGAUAAAAAGAUAAAUAUUACACAGAUGAGUCAAUGCCAAAAUCCUAUUUAUGGAACAAUUCUUGAAAUUUUUAGUAUAUGCGAAAAAUUUAGCUUCUUCGAUUCAAUGGAAAACACACCAGAGGAUUCUUUAAAAGAAAUCGACAUUCUUGAAGAAAAAUUUAACGUAUCAAUAUUGGGCUUAAUCAAAUUAUUGAUCGACAUUAAAAGUGCAUCCAGUUUUGGACCGUUAUCGCAGCUUCUAUUAAGAUUGGAUUACAAUCGUUGGUUUAGCGUAAACAAGAAGGCCAACGAAAAAGCUAUAAAAGAUCAAAUUCAACCGCCUUCUGCUUAAAGCUGUAAGCGUUUGAUGUCCUCCAUUCGAAAAUCGCUUCUGUAAAUUAAGCAAUAAUUAAGUAUUUACAUUGAAUCGAAUAAAAGUGAAAGUUUACCUUAAUACCAA
Molecule: messenger RNA, 2165 nt
Organism: Drosophila innubila
Lineage: Eukaryota; Metazoa; Arthropoda; Insecta; Diptera; Drosophilidae
Gene: Grip75
Product: gamma-tubulin complex component 4 homolog
Exons: 9
Coding region: 81-2057 (658 amino acids)
Biological process (GO): spindle assembly; mitotic cell cycle; cytoplasmic microtubule organization
Cellular component (GO): centrosome; equatorial microtubule organizing center; gamma-tubulin complex
Molecular function (GO): microtubule minus-end binding; gamma-tubulin binding
Source: RefSeq, a predicted model, not a curated record